This is a messenger RNA of Vitrella brassicaformis, 1746 nucleotides long. Lineage: Eukaryota; Vitrellaceae. The record is from the annotation of a GenBank genome assembly.
GCCUCAGACAAGCGAGCCGGCCGUUUGUGCACCUAACGAUGGCGACAGAGUCAGCUGAGCCCUCCACUUUGACCAACGGCGCGAAGGCUGCGGACGCAGAUCCCUCCCAGGCAGCCGUCACGACCCAGGAGGAGCUGGACGAGAAGGUCAAGGCACUCGCAGAGGAGGUCAAGGUCAGCCACCACAACGCACAUGUCAACUCGGGCGGGAGAGAGGCGGGCGAUGAGAUGAGGCAGCCGGGCACUGCGUGUGUCUCGCACGUGUGACGUGGGAGGGUGGUGGGGCAUGGCUGGCGACAGAUCUGCGUGUGUGCGGGUGCGGCCGGUGGGCACACCACACUCUCCCUUUGUGUGUCUGUCUGUGUGUGUGGCUCGUCAGGCGUUGCGCUCCGACUUGAAUGACGUCAAGCAGAAGAGCCUGCGCAGCUCCCGCGAGGUCGGCCAGCUCAAAGUCGUCAUCCACGAGCUACACCAGCUACUCACAGUAAGCACAACAUACGCCCACCCUACACACCACCCACACCACCCGUCCCUCACACCUCUCCUCCCUCUCUGUCGCGCCCUGUGUUGUUGUGUGUGUAUCAGGGAAGCGUCCAGGGUCGUUCGAGUGAGGCAGCUGGGUCGUUGCCAGCUGAGGAGUCGCCCGAAGCGCAGGACCAGCACGACGAGGACGGCCAUGGCGGUGAGGGCGGUGGCGGCAACAGUGGGCGCCGACGGCGGCGAGGUCGCGGCACUGCUCGGCAGGACAUUCAGCCCAAGGUCCCCCAAGUGCAGUGGAGGCAAAAGGGACUCGCUCACACGUAAGCCAAGGGAAGAAAGACGGAGAGAUCCGAUCCAGGUCGAAUGCACUGCCAUGUGCCUCCUCGGUUGGACGUGUGUGUACCUGGUGCUCAGUGAUGAAGCUGCCGCCCCCAAGUCUCCCGAGGACGGCACCCCGGCCUCCCAGGCGGCCCGCGGCGACGAGAGCCAUGGCGAAACACCCGAAGAGGGCGCCAAGGACGAAAACGGUACCCAACAACACAACACAACACAACACUUCGUACCAUCACACACAUCACCAUACCAUACCUCCUACGUGUCUUGUCUUGCUGUUUAUCAGGUCGGGGAGACCGUAGCGGCCGCAACCGUCGUCGCCACAACGGACGUCGUGGUGGCAGUGGCGCCAAGGGUGCCGGUGCGGCUGCUGACAAGUCCGCGUCGCCUGCCAACGCAGCUGGCAAGGGCGGAGCGGGCGGUCGCGCGUCGGGCAGUGCACCCGCCAUGACCGACCAGCAGCGGAAGGAGGAAGAGCAACUCAAGUGAGCAGAGCAGGGCGUGCCAUGGGGUGGACGGCCUGUGUAUGCCCUUAUACUGUCUGAGUAUGUGUGUGUGUGUGUGUGUCCAUCAGGGAGGUGUUCCGCAAUGCCAACACGCCAGACGAGGUCAAGAACGCCAUGCAGCGGGUAUGCAACACAGUUACCUGCAAGGGAGAAGCCAAUCAGAGAGAGGGUGUGGGGUGUGGCAUGGUGCAACGCUUGCUUUUAGGCUCGUGAGUUGGAUCUGAGUUAUUUGGUUGAGUUGGGGGGGAAGAAGCUCAAGAAGGUGGAGGACGCCGCCAGCGCACCCUCCGGACCCGCAUAACACACACACACACACACACAGACAUGCCAUCGACAGUGCACCAACUACAGUCGUCCAUUGCACACCGACAGACACACCGAGACAUAUGGCUACCUGGUAAUUGAUUGGAGAGACAGAUGGAAUGAGG